Messenger RNA from Hyalella azteca, 1795 nucleotides. RefSeq lists its product as uncharacterized. The record is from RefSeq and is a predicted model, not a curated record. The transcript has 3 exons. Bases 17 to 1381 code for a protein of 454 amino acids. NCBI's taxonomy places the organism in Eukaryota, Metazoa, Arthropoda, Malacostraca, Amphipoda, Hyalellidae.
AUGUUAACUUGUCAAAAUGAAAGUUGCUGGUUCGUCUUGGGUCCUUGUGGGACUCUACUUGUUUUUAACUCUAGUCGUCUGUGUAUCUCUAUCUAAUUCUAAGCUGAGGGAGAACUCUUGUGCUUCUCUUAGAAAGAACGAUUGGGCUCAUGGAAAAAAUCUUAUUGAAGAGCUGGCGAUUGCAUCACAGGAGCCUGGGAAGAUUCUCAAUUGGAUGAGUAGUGAUCUUACGGAAAACUAUGAUGCUACUCCGUUCUGGUACAACCUAAUCCAAGCCAUUGCUUUGGCAUCCGGCAUCACGCCGACCACGAACUCGAACGUUCAUGACCUUGUCACGUCGUCUUUCAGCGGCGAUAAUCUUAACUCAUCGCUGAAGGAUGUUCUCGUAGCCAUGGAGUGUAGUGAUAACUUUGCUACAGGUGUUGAGGAAGGAGUCAUCACAGAUUUUGAAGUAGAAAAAGAACAACAAAACGUUAACUUGGCAACAGCCUCAUUGAACUUUGGCGAUGCCGUGCCAUCGAGUCCAGCAGACACCAGCAAGUUGGAAGAGCUGGGAACGCGGGAGCAGGAAGUGCUCGGCAACUCGCUAGCAGACGAUCCUUCACAAGGGCGAUCCCGACGAGAGUUAAAAGAUCGGAGACGGAACUCCGUGUUGCCUGACAUGCACCAGCCCUUCUUCAUGUCAGAAGCUGUCCCCUCAUCCCUGGUUACGAGACAUCCUUCGAUAAUUUCUAUUAGCGGAUGCCCAUCUGGUCACAUCCAGGAUUUACGCGGCAUGUGCCGUCAGGUUUUCCAGUAUACCGUCAACUACGGGCAAUCCAGUCACCCCGGCAGCGGGAAUUCUCAGAACCAACGCCCCUCUCCUGCCACUUUCAACCCUUGGCUGGCGGUUAGACGUCCUCUCGGCCAACAGCCUGGAUCUAUUAAAGACUUGGUGCGCGAGAGUUCAUUCUUCAAGCAUUCCAUCAUGCGGGGAUACGUUCCUCCGUUCUCUUUCCCGAGGUUCCAGCAUGGACUAAAUUCUGGGUCUCCAAGACCGAAACCUAUCAUGGAUACGCCUUUGAGUGACGUCAGAGACGAUACUAGACCGGCAGUUGAAAUCAGUAAUCCACAACCAAAAAUUGUCUUGAUGGGGACAAAAACAGACCUCCAAUCAUCCGUCACGCUGCCCCAACCUGAACCUGUCCUUGACACGAAUCUCAUCAAUGAGAUGCUAGAAAUGUCAAACAAGAAAGCAAAAGGCAGCGGAAGCUCUGAAAAAUCUGAUACUUCUGCUACUCGCGACGCAGAGAAGAAACUAAAAAAAUUGAACGAGGAAAUCAGUCGUGUUCGAGCUAGGCUUUCCACAACCACGCAAUCCAAUAAUGAUGACGAUGAUUAGUUAAUUCCGUAGUUGAUAUAUUUAUUUGUUAAGUGUACAGUGUUGAUGUAAAUAUACUUUACUUGCAAAUCUCCCGUCGUGUUAGAUUAAUUACGAAUCAUUCUACUCUCUCUCCGUACUCAUAAAGUAGGUAUCUUAGAUUGAGAACCUCAAAAGGACACAAUGAAGUGGGCUAGAUUUACUCUCAAAUGGAAUUUUUUUAUGUGCUGUUAAUUUGUCCAGGCUGUCUAACAAUUUUCUGCGCCAUCAGAUAUUUUAUGCCUACCUUAAUUUUCACUUAAAAUUCAUAAGUACAUGAAGUUUGAAAACAUUAAAUUUUUCUUGGACGUGUUUGCCGAGAUGAACACAUUCUCAAUGAAACUGGAAUGAAAUGAAAUACUAUUGCAUGUCACUAGAAUGAAAUGCAAUUGUAAU